GUGAGUUCGCUGUGUCGGCUGUCUCUCAGCGGCUUGCUGCAGCACGUGGAUGAAUGCGGGCGCGCGCGGCUCUGAUGGACCGGGCGCGCGAGCGCUGAGCUCUCUCUGCCUGUCAUUACUCCGAUUCACAAGCGCGUGAACACCGCUGUGCCCAGUGUGUGCAUCUCCGCUCGGACUUGGAAGUAGUCUCUUAUUAUUCUCCGCUCACCAUGGAUGCUACAUUUUAUCAGAUUAUUUUCGGGGAACUCGCGGACUUGAACUGUAGUUUGAUGGAUGCUUUCCAGGACACUUUUUUGGAAAACGCAUCUCUUUCAUUGCUCACCACUGAUGGUUUUUAUUGCAAUGCCACAACGGAUGAGAUUGGAACCUGCUGGCCGCGGAGCAGCACCGGGAGGAUUGUGGAAAGACCCUGCCCGGAGUACAUUAACGGGGUGAAGUACAACACAACCAGGAGUGCUUACAGAGAAUGCAUGGAUAAUGGGACGUGGGCGUUGAAGAGCAAUUACUCCAAUUGUGAGCCCAUUUUGGAGGAGAAGAGAAAAUAUCCGAUGCAUUAUAAAAUAGCACUCAUCAUCAACUACUUAGGCCACUGUAUCUCUGUGGGAGCUCUAGUCGUGGCCUUCAUUCUCUUCUUGUGCUUAAGGAGCAUACGAUGUCUCCGAAACAUCAUCCACUGGAACCUAAUCACCACCUUCAUCCUGAGGAAUGUGAUGUGGUUUCUGCUUCAGCUUAUUGACCACAAUAUCCAUGAGAGCAACGAGCCCUGGUGCCGAUUAAUCACAACAAUAUACAACUACUUUGUAGUGACGAACUUCUUCUGGAUGUUUGUUGAAGGAUGUUACCUCCACACGGCGAUCGUAAUGACUUACUCCACUGAUAAGCUCAGAAAGUGGGUCUUCCUUUUCAUCGGCUGGUGUAUCCCGUUUCCGAUAAUAGUAGCCUGGGCCAUAGGGAAGUUGUAUUAUGAAAAUGAACAAUGUUGGUUUGGAAAAGAACCUGGAAAAUAUAUGGACUACAUUUACCAGGGACCUGUUAUUCUUGUGCUACUGAUUAACUUUGUUUUUCUCUUCAACAUCGUCAGAAUUCUUAUGACCAAACUCAGAGCUUCAACCACAUCGGAAACAAUACAGUACAGGAAAGCUGUGAAAGCAACAUUGGUCCUCUUACCCCUGCUGGGCAUCACCUACAUGCUGUUCUUUGUGAAUCCGGGGGAAGACGACAUCUCACAAAUAGUCUUCAUCUAUUUUAACUCAUUUUUGCAGUCUUUUCAGGGCUUCUUUGUGUCAGUGUUUUACUGCUUCCUAAAUGGAGAGGUACGCUCGGCAGUGAGGAAACGAUGGCACCGCUGGCAAGACAACCACGCCCUGCGAGUGCGAGUGGCCCGAGCCAUGUCCAUCCCCACAUCUCCAACCAGGAUCAGCUUCCACAGCAUCAAACAGACCACGGCUGUGUGACCAGAGGAAGAGCGCGUCAUCUCCUGCAAGACAUCCAACAGAACAGACUUGAUGUUCUGUAGAAACACCUACAGAACAUACUCAUUCCUCUUAAAAGACCAAGUUAUGUCUGAUAUGAGCAAAGAGGGACAUUUCUGUUGUUUGUGGGAAAAAAAAUAGCAUAGGAAGGUACUGCACAUGAAGUGUAACUGGAGGAAAAAAAGGUCGCAGGAGGUUGUAUCUCCUCAAACAUACGGUACAUGAGGUGUAAGGUUUGAGUUUUCCUGAAGAUUAGAGUGUCUGACAUAGAUAUGACUUCAUCAUCAAACUGUCAGAGUGAGUCUUAUCGUCUGAUCUCUCGGUGUGUUGUCAUUGCUGCUGUCAUCUUUCAGCCUGCUGGUUUUUUAUGGAGUAAGAUUAUUCUACAAGAUUUGCUGCAGGAUACUUUUAACAGCUCACGCAACUUCAAGCAUCUGCUUCAUUCUCGCGUAGUGGGUGGGCUACGAGGAAUUACUUGCAGUGUAAUUAGAAGCGUCAACCAAGAUGCACUCAAAAUGUUGCCCC
Messenger RNA from Labrus mixtus (cuckoo wrasse), 1997 nucleotides. RefSeq names its product corticotropin-releasing factor receptor 2 (gene crhr2). Gene Ontology annotation, biological process: adenylate cyclase-modulating G protein-coupled receptor signaling pathway; long-term synaptic potentiation; cell surface receptor signaling pathway. The transcript has 12 exons. Gene Ontology annotation, cellular component: plasma membrane; axon terminus; dendrite. Lineage: Eukaryota; Metazoa; Chordata; Actinopteri; Labriformes; Labridae. Gene Ontology annotation, molecular function: G protein-coupled peptide receptor activity; corticotrophin-releasing factor receptor activity; corticotropin-releasing hormone receptor activity. Bases 210 to 1454 code for a protein of 414 amino acids. The record is from RefSeq and is a predicted model, not a curated record.